Microthlaspi erraticum is the source of this 1032-nucleotide messenger RNA. Lineage: Eukaryota; Viridiplantae; Streptophyta; Magnoliopsida; Brassicales; Brassicaceae. The record is from the annotation of a GenBank genome assembly.
AUGGCAAUGAUGGUGGAGAAUAGCUACGGCUACGGUGGCGGAGGCGGAGAAAGGAUACAGCUAAUGGUGGAAGGUCAAGGCAAAGUGGUUCCGGCGCCGUUUCUGACCAAGACUUAUCAGCUUGUCGACGAUCCCGCGACAGAUCAUGUCGUCUCUUGGGGAGACGACGACACUACUUUCAUCGUUUGGCGUCCACCGGAGUUUGCUCGUGACCUUCUUCCUAAUUACUUCAAACACAACAACUUCUCUAGCUUCGUUCGUCAGCUCAACACUUACGGUUUCAGAAAGAUUGUUCCAGACAGAUGGGAGUUCGCAAACGAGUUCUUCAAGAGAGGAGAGAAGCAUCUCCUCUGCGAAAUCCACCGGAGAAAAACAUCUCAGUUGAUACCGAAUCAACAUUCUCCGUUCAUCACUCACCAUCCUCCGCCGCAGAUUCCAUUCUCCGGCGGCAACUCUUUCUUCCCUUUACCACAGCGCGUCGACGCCUCCGUCGACGACCAUUACUGGUGCGAGUCUCCGCCGCCGAGACCACGAGCCGUACCCUCAACCACCGUCGAUGCGCAACUCACGGCAUUGACCGAAGACAACGAGAGACUACGACGGAGCAACACUGUGUUAAUGUCGGAGCUCGCUCACAUGAAGAAGCUCUACAACGACAUUAUCUACUUUGUUCAGAAUCAUGUCAAGCCUGUUGCUGCUCCGAGCAACUCUUAUCUUUCGUCGUUUCUCCAGAAACAGCAACAACCUCCUCCGCCGCUCGAUUAUUACAAUAAUGCCACUGCCGCCGUUAAUAAUCAUAAUCAUAAUAAUCUCAAUGCGUUGAACUCUCCUCCUACUUCGCAAAGCUCCAUUACUGUUAUUGAAGAUGAUACUAAUCAUGAGGUUAACGUGAGGAAGACAAAGCUUUUUGGAGUUUCGUUGCCUUCGUCGAAGAAGAGAUCAAAUCAUUUCUCAGAUCAAAGUAGCAAAACUCGACUUGUGUUGGAUAAGUCAGAUCUUGGACUGAAUCUCAUGACUGCUUCUACACGUUAA